Molecule: messenger RNA, 1385 nt
Organism: Pelagomonas calceolata
Lineage: Eukaryota; Pelagophyceae; Pelagomonadales; Pelagomonadaceae
Source: the annotation of a GenBank genome assembly
UGCGAGUGCAGCUUAUGCGGCCCAAACAGCCUAUUGCGCCCGUUGCGUAAACGGUUUACACACGUCGAACCACUCUCCGCGAAGUGCGCGCAUCGAUGGUGGCGUAACUGCAGUGCAGGUGCCAGCUGCUGCAGCAGGCAUUGGGCAGCCCCGCCUGCCCCCGCCGGCGUCGCCGCAUCGAUGGGGGUGCCCGCCAACGCUCUCAUGGUAGCGACCCUCGCCGCCGCGCGGCCGGUCACCGACGUGGCGAGCUGCCGCGCGCAUGUCUUGCGGAACCUCGCCGCCGCCGGCAACGUAGAAGACGGGCAGUGGGCGACGCUCGUGUGCGCGCCCGAGCACCUGCCGCCGGCGGCGGCGGCGACCCCCGCAAAUCCGCCCGCCGAAGUAUUUGAAGGCCUCAUGUGUCCUCGCGAAGGCGCGGCGCCGGACGCCGCGCCGCCCGCCGCGCGGGAGAUGGCCGUCACGCUCGGAAAGUUCUUCUUCAACGCGGCGACGCACCCCAAGUACGCCGCGGCGCGGCGCUUCGACUACGCGGGCUGGCGGUUUCUGCCCGAGACCUGCGGGGCGGAGGGCUGGUUCCGCGCGGCGUCCUGCGCGAGCGAGGCGUCGCUACCGCAAAACUGGCAGCCGCCGCUGUUGUGGUGGACGGCCGCGGCGGUCCGCACGCGCCUGAGGUUACUCGGGCCCUGCGCGGAACGGCAACGGAACGCGCUCCUGGCGACGCGCGCGCGGGUCGCGGGGCCGGCGGCGUCGCCGGCGUGCGUCGCGGUCCACAUCCGGCGGGGCGACGCGUGCCAGGUCUUCGGCGGCGCGCCCGUCGAGGACAAGAGAAGGUGCUUCCCGACGCGCGCGUACGUCGCGGCGGCCCGGCGGCUCGCGCGUCGCUACGGCCUCGGGACGGUCCGCGUCGCCUCGGACUCGCCGGCCGCGAUUCGGGAGUUCACGGCGACGAUGGGCGGCGGCGUCGCCGUGGAGGCGCUGCGCUUCGACCGGCGCGCGGUCGGCGGCCCGGAGAACGCCACGCUCGGCCUUACCUUCGCGGCGGCCCAAGCAAAGUUUAUUGAAACACGGCCCGACGCGCCCGACGCCGCGCUGGCGGCCGCGUCGCUCCUCGCGGACCUCGAGCACCUCGCGUCGUGCGACGCGUUCGUGGGCACGUGGGAGGCGACGCUGUCGCGGCUCGCCAUCCUGAACCUGGCCGCGCGCGCCGGGUCGCUGCCGCCGUUCAUCUGGCUGGACGCGCCGAACGACCGGCGGGCCUGGGGGCCGCGGCGCGGGCGGCUCCGGCUGCCGUAGGUUAAACGUAUCAUGUUACUUACAAUAGCCGAUAGGGAUUCGGACGCCGAAGGGGAUUCGGAAACGAAAAGCGCCAGGCGCAUAACUAA